AUGUGGUCCAGUCUCCUCCUCUUAGGAGGUGUCUCUAUGAGCAUUGCCAACCCAAUCAUUCGACAAGAUGCCCAUCCUGCCUACCGUAACAAGACUCUCUGCAUCGACAAGCGUGUCGAUGACUUGAUGUCUCGUAUGUCAUUGGAAGACAAAGCAGGACAGAUGUUCCACGCUCGCACCAAUGUUGUCAACAACACCUUUGACGAGACCGUGCAAGGAUACAUCACUGACAAGCGCAUCACUGCCUAUGUCUUGAGUGGUGGUGUCAAUGAUGUCCGUGGUGUUGCAAACUGGUACAACGAACUUCAAAAAGUUGCCCUCAGCACACCUCUCGGCAUCCCCAUCACUAUCUCUUCCGAUCCCCAGCACGGUUGGACAGAUGAGAAUGCUGUUAGUGUCGUCGCUAAAGGCUUCUCUCGUUGGACGGAGCCUCUUGGUCUCGCUGCUCUGCGAUCACCCGAGCUAGUCCGUACUUUCCACGAGAUUGCCAGAGAAGAAUACACUGCUGUCGGUAUUCGACAGGCUCUUCAUCCUCAGGUUGAUUUGGCUACUGAGCCGAGGUGGGGCCGUAUCACUGGUACCAUGGGUGAGGAUGCCAACUUGACCAGCGCUUUGGUGGUUGCAGCUAUCAAGGGUCUGCAAGGUGACAAGAUUGGUCCUCAUUCAGUUAUUGCCACAACGAAACACUUUCCAGGAGGCGGUGCAAUGGAGAACGGAGAGGAUUCUCACUUUCCUUGGGGCAAAAACGCGACUUACCCUGGAGACAACCGGGAGUACCACUUGCAGCCCUUCAGGGCUGCCAUUGCUGCUGGCACACGACAAAUGAUGCCUUAUUACUCUCGUCCCAUCAAUACUUCAUGGGAGGAGGUUGCUUUCGGCUUCAACAAGGGUGUUGUCACUGACCUUCUCAAGAAGGAACUUGGCUACGAGGGCAUCGUCGUUACCGAUUGGGGUAUCGUUACUACCCGAUUCUGGGGACUUGAGGACGAGACUGAGCUUGAACGUGCUCGUCGUGUCAUCGAGGCUGGUUGUGAUAUCUUUGGUGGUGAGACCAAGCCUGAGCUGAUCAUCGAGCUGGUCAAGAAGGGUCUGGUACCAGAGUCUCGCAUCGACGAGUCUGUCCGCAAACUGAUGAAGGAGAAAUUUGAGCUUGGUCUCUUUGACAACCCUUUCGUUGAUGUUGAGAGGUCCGUCCGCAUUGCUGGAAACGACUACUUCAGCCGUCUCGGAAACGAAACACAACGUCGCGCUUUCACUAUGCUUACCAACAAGGACGAUAUCCUCCCUCUCCCUCUUGCUGCUCUUGACGCCAAGUUCUACAUUGAGGGUAUAGAAGCUGAGGCUCUUGAGCAGCGCAACCUCACCGUGGUUGAUAAGCCCGAAGACGCUGACUACGCCCUCCUCCGUCUCGCCUCACCUUUCAAGCCUACCACUGCCCCCGGUCUUCCCGCCAUGAUCAACAACGGCAGUAUCGAGUUCAACGCCACAGAAAAGGCCCGCCAGGCCAAGAUUUACGCGACUCUACCCACCAUUGUUGAUAUCAGAUUGAACCGCCCUGCCGCCGUUCCCGAAGUCGCCGAGAACGCUGCUGCUCUGUUUGGUAGCUACGGCAGCAGCCACGAUGCUUUCCUUGAUGUUGUUUUCGGCACUGAUGGUUGGGGUCCUGAGGGUCAAUUGCCUUUCGGUAUGCCUAUUUCGCAAGCUGCUGCUGAUGCGCAAUUGGAGGAUGUGGCGUUUGAUGGAGAGGUUUUGUUCAAGUAUGGACAUGGAUUGAGGUAUAAGGAUAUUUGUGAAAGCUCCUAG
Fusarium venenatum is the source of this 1803-nucleotide messenger RNA. Its product is annotated as glycoside hydrolase superfamily. NCBI's taxonomy places the organism in Eukaryota, Fungi, Ascomycota, Sordariomycetes, Hypocreales, Nectriaceae. Gene Ontology annotation, molecular function: beta-glucosidase activity. Gene Ontology annotation, biological process: glucan catabolic process. The record is from RefSeq and is a predicted model, not a curated record.